Halteromyces radiatus is the source of this 2331-nucleotide messenger RNA. RefSeq lists its product as uncharacterized. Gene Ontology annotation, molecular function: protein binding. NCBI's taxonomy places the organism in Eukaryota, Fungi, Mucoromycota, Mucoromycetes, Mucorales, Cunninghamellaceae. The record is from RefSeq and is a predicted model, not a curated record. The transcript has 5 exons. The coding region runs from base 65 to 2302 and encodes 745 amino acids.
CUCUUUUCUUCCCAACUUUGUAUACCCAAUCCCAACUUCAUUAUACCGCCUUUUUUGUUCUGCAAUGUCAUCUACACCAAGAAGGACCACUGUACAACCUCGACAAACAAAGGCCUCGGCAUUACGUAACUCUUCAUUCCAAAGUAAGAGUACCAACUUGGAUGAUGCUUCUCCAACUCGAAAAGUCACUACAAAAGCAACAACAACAACCACUACUCCUGCAUCCGUUCGAAAUGUGCGUGCUUCCGAAGGAGUACGAGCAUUCAUGUGUCAACAACGUUCUCGUCUUCAGAAAAAUAAGGAAAUCCAAGUAGAAGAAGUGGACACUUUGAAUGUCAAGAAACCAUCUGGUCAAGUCCUGACAGGCGCUCAGCGCUAUACCGAUCAUCAUCAAGAUAGAAAUACCAACUUAUCUGGUCCUGAUACCUCCAAUUUGAAAUCUGUCAUUCAACAAGCAAAGUCUUCUGGUAAAUUGAAUAUCUCCAAUCGCUAUUUGCAAAGCAUACCUGAACAAAUUUUAAAAAUGUACCAUGUGGACCCAAAUUCAAUUGUUGUGGAUUUUAGCUCAUCAUCUGAUGGUGCGUGGAAUGAUAUGGAUUUGACCAAGUUUAUUGCUGCACACAACGAAAUCACUCAAAUAGAUGAUCGAUUGGGGACUGAAUUUGGCGCCUUGACACUCCUAGACUUUCGGAACAACUGUCUACAAGAUCUUCCCUCUUCCUUAGCAUCUCUACAAAAUCUCACCACCUUACAGUUGCCUCAUAAUCGAUUUGAAAAUGUACCUAAUGUGAUCUUGGAUCUACCGAAUUUACGUGAACUGAAUAUGGCACAUAAUCAAAUUAAGCAAUUACCUGACACUAUAGCUCAAAUAGAUCGUUUGGAAAUCUUGGAUCUUAGCAACAAUCACAUUGGUCCAACUCUUCCUGAUGGAUUAUUGAUAUCUUUGACCCUUCUUCGCAAGUUGAAUCUGGAUCACAAUCGCUUGACACGACUACCUUCCUGUUCCCCAGUUGGUUGGCAAAGAUUGGAUGACCUAUCAUUAUCUCACAAUAGAUUGACUUGUUUUAUCUCUGAUGAUAUAUCAACGGAAUGCAGGUUACCAGCUCUAUUACGAUUGGAUAUUCGCCAAAACAACCUACGCAAAAUUACAUCAAAUGUCCAAUUACCAAAAUUGAAAGAGCUACUAUUGGCUGGAAACUCAUUAGCAACAAAUAAUGAAGAUGUCGAUGAUCAACCCUCUGCGAUGCAUGAUUACUCUUUCUUUCAGUAUUGUGAGGAACUUUUGACUCUUGAUGUGGGAUCGAAUCAAUGGACCGAUGUCCCUUCUGAAGUACUAAAUUUGACACAGUUACAGCGAUUGGAUAUUGGAGGCAACAAUCUACGUAGUUUACCUUCUGGUUUGGGAUCAUUAUCACAUUUGAAAUCGUUGAAUUGGGAAGGUAACCCUUUACGCUCGGUGCCAAGGAAUAUGACUAUGGCUGAACUGAUUGAAUCAUUGCGCGCAACUCAACUUUCAGAACAUGAAAACAAGGCGACACCAUCCAUCACCUCUUCUUCUACAACAAAUGAAAGCAACCAAAGCAAAUCGAAUGAAAUGAAUGGUGAAAACAAGUCAAUCGAUACCACUAAUAAAUGUGAACAAACCGCAACUAUUGUUACCACUCGCACUCUGGAUCUUUCCAAUCAGAAACUGACAGAAUUACAGGAAGGAUUAAUAUCUCAACAUUCAGGCGUCCAAAUUCUUCAAUUACAUCACAAUGAAUUGACAAGUUUCUCCAUGCUUAGUUGUACUCGAUUCAGUAAUACUUUGGUUCAUUUGUCCUUGGAACGAAAUAAACUAGGAUCAUUUUCCUUAUCCUUCUCUUGUGUUUUCACUGCAUUGAAAACGUUAACACUGGCCAACAAUCGUCUUCAAAAAAUCACGUUUGAUCAAUCUACACAAGACGAUGGAAAUAACACCAGCAGCUUUCCAGCAUUGACCGAACUCGAUAUCAGCCACAAUACAUUGGUCGACUUACCUUCUGGAUUGACAACACGUGUUUUACCUUCUCUUCGUAUUCUACGUUGCAACUCCAAUCGUUUGGAAAGUAUCGACCCAGCGAGUCUGACGAAUUUAGAGGUGUUGGAUAUAGGAAACAACGAUAUCACUGCUUUACCUCCUGCUUUGGGUCUGAAUGACUCUCUACGUGAACUGACUGCAUAUGGGAAUCGAUUCCGUGUGCCACAACCGUCAUUGCUUGCUCAAGGUACGCCUGCUGUGAUGGCCUUUCUCAAGAGACGUGCGGGUGUCGCUACUGACUGAAAAAGACAUUGGAUUCUGAGUAGUUUAGA